AUGGCGGAGAAUUUGACGGCCGAGUCAUUCGCCGAGUAUGGCAUUGGAAUGGCCUUCCUGCUGGUGCGGCUUUAUGCGCGGCUGUCCUUGGGCGGGAUUCGGGGACUGCGUCUGGAUGACGCUUUUGCUGUUGCGGCCAUGGUCUUUUGGACUAUGAUGACGACCAUCAUCUAUUUCCUGGGGUCGUAUGGGACCAACAUCGGUCUGACCGAGCAGUCCGCCAUGCUCGUCCCGGACAGCAAAGUGCCCGAUAUGAUUCUGGGCUCGAAGUUGGCCUUUUCGAACUGGAUCUGGUAUAUGACCUAUAUCUGGUGUCAGAAGGGUGUUCUACUGUGUUUGUUCUGGAAGCUCACACAGGGAACCUGGCACACUCAUCUGGUCGCAGGAACCGCCGUAUUAUGCGUAGUGACCUGGCUUGCCUGCAUCUUGACCCACGUCUGCCUGUGCACGCCCUUAUACCACAAUUGGCAGAUCAAGCCCUACCCCGGAGACCACUGCACCCUCAGACAGCCACUCUACGUCGUGAUCGCCGUGCUGAACGUCAUCACUGACAUCUGCAUCAUGCUCAUCCCAAUUCCCAUCCUCACCAAACUCCAAGUCCCCCUCCAACGCAAACUGAUCCUAGCCGUCAUGUUCUCCUCCGGCUUCUUCAUCAUGAUCUGCACCGUCUUACGCUGCUACUAUUCUCUCGGCGACAUCACCAACCUCCCCAUCGCCCUCGGCUGGGCCGACCGCGAAUGCUUCGUCGCUGCCAUCGUCGUCUCCCUACCGGGCAUCAAGCCGCUCUUCCGCAACACGCGCUGGCUGGGCUCGACGAACCGCAAGGACUCCAAGGUCCCCUACCACAACGGCGAUGGGUACAACCAUUUCGGGUCCAAGACGUCAGGGAAGACGAAGACGUUUAUUUCUUCGCGGCGCAGCAUGAGUCACGGGCGCCACUAUGAGAUGGAUAGUGUUUUGCGCACGGAGAAGGGGAGCCGUCUUUCAUCCGGGGAUAGCGAGGAGUAUAUCUUGGAGAGCGCGACGAGCCCGGCGCCUCGCGAGAACGGACAGGCACCGGAAAGUCUGGCCAUCCAUGUCACGACGGAGUAUAGGCUUGAGUCGGAACGGGGCGGGGCGGGACGGUCUGUGAAGUCUCCUAUGGUUUAG
Molecule: messenger RNA, 1149 nt
Organism: Penicillium canariense
Lineage: Eukaryota; Fungi; Ascomycota; Eurotiomycetes; Eurotiales; Aspergillaceae
Exons: 6
Coding region: 1-1149 (382 amino acids)
Source: RefSeq, a predicted model, not a curated record